CCUAGUAACUAGGUGAAUCCCCGCCCCUUUUCAUAAUUCAAAGUUCAAGGGGCACUUGCUUCCCUUUCCUUUAGUACAGCUGUGUUCAUUGAUGGUUUCUGGUUUACUGGUGAAAGGAAGUGUAUGCACGAUUCUUGGCAAGCAUAGAGACUACCCUACGGAACUACUGUUUACAGGAUAACAGAAAAUGAGUUUGUCUGCAGCAUCCAAGUGUCCUUUCUUGAGCUGUGUGCCCAAGUCCUUUCUUCAGCACUCUGGUACCUCUCUGAAUAUGUAUGGGCAGAAAUGUCCUGUGAUGUCCAGAAUGUUCCAUGUUGGUGCCAACAGCAUAAAGAAUAUGGGGAGAAAAAGCGUUAGCCUUGAGCACUUUUAUCGUUUGGCGCACGGAGGUGCAACCAAACCACCUCAAGGUGGGAAGUGUCCAUUUAGGGCGGCCCUCCAGACUAGAGAGCUCCACAACACACCACCCAAGCCGACUGUGGUGGCAAUGUCAGAGGUCACCCCUCCAGUCUCUGAGACGAGUGAGGAACAUGCACAAUGCAAAUGUGUGGAGCAAGGAAAGAGACCCAAAGGUAAUUGUCCAUUUCGCUGGAGCAGUUUCUUGGGACCUGGAGUGAAAGAGACUGUCAGGCAAGUGUUGGCCCACCCUCUGCCAAAGCGACUCGGCUAUGAUCCCACCAACAUCCCCAGUCUACCGAAUGGAAAACUGGAUUAUGAUGGAUUCUUUGAUAGCAAGAUCAAAUCUAAGAUGGAUGACAAUUCUUAUCGCCGAUUUCGUGUCUUAGCUAGAUCAGCCGACCAGUUCCCAGUGGCUAAGUACUUCAAUGAAGCGGACGUAAAGGUUGAGGAGGGCAAAGAUGUCACUGUGUGGUGCAGUAAUGACUACCUGGGAAUGAGCAAGCAUCCUAAAGUCAUUGAAGCCACUGGGCGAGCCAUUGAGAAACAUGGAGUGGGAGCAGGCGGGACACGCAACAUCUCUGGCACUAGUUACUACCAUGUGGCGCUCGAGAAAGAGCUGGCAGAUCUACACAAGAAGGAUGCGGCCCUUGUCUUUGGCUCUUGCUAUAUUGCCAACGAUGCCACUCUGUCAACUCUUGGAAAGAUGAUGUCUAACUGUGUGGUCUUCUCUGAUGCUGGCAACCACAAUUCAAUGAUUGUUGGAAUCCGAAAUGGGAAAACAAAAAAAGAGAUUUUCCGACACAAUGACCCAGAGCACUUAGAGGAGCUGCUUAAACAAUACGACCCCAAAGUUCCCAAGGUUGUUGCUUUCGAAUCGGUCUACUCAAUGUCUGGAAGUAUAGCCCCUAUCAAGGAGAUUUGUGAUGUGGCGCACAAGUACAAUGCACUGACGUUUAUCGAUGAAGUACACGCAGUCGGCCUCUAUGGAGAGAGGGGAGCAGGGAUUGGAGAGAGAGAUGGGAUCAUGGAUGAUCUAGACAUCGUUUCAGGCACUCUGGGCAAAGCAUUCGGAGUUGCCGGUGGUUACAUUGCUGCCUCUUCUAAGCUUGUGGACAUGGUGCGAAGCUACGCUGACGGAUUCAUUUUUACUACUGCAAUGCCCCCUAUGCAAGCUGUGGCCGCUCGGAAGUCUGUACAGAUUCUGAAGUCUAAAGAGGGUAGAGAGUUGAGAGCUCAACAUCAAUCAAGUGUGGAUAAUCUGAGAAAUGCUUUGAAAGCUGCCGGUCUUCCUGCCUUUGCAAGCCCAAGCCACAUCAUUCCGCUUCAUGUCGGAGAUGCCAAAAGGUGCACUGAAGCCUCUCUGAUGCUAAUGGAGAAGUAUGGAGUGUAUGUGCAGGAUAUCAACUUCCCCACUGUACAGAGGGGGCAGGAGAAGCUGAGGAUUGCUCCCACUCCAUACCACACUGCUGAAAUGCGAAAACAUUUUGUGAAUUCUCUGGUCGAAGUUUGGCAUGAACUGGACCUUCCAUUUACGAAAAUGGAAAACAAGUGCUCGUACUACGACGAUUAUGACUCUCUGAACAAGAAAGAACUUGAUUUCAAUCUUCCAUUGGCAUUGUUAUUUUAGAAAUGAACAACGUAGCAUGUACAAUGUAGUAUAAUUAUGCAGAGUGUUAUUCAGAUUAUUUUAUUUUAAUAGUAUUUUUAGCAAAGAAUUUUUACUACUUCAGUUCUUAAAUUGUCAUCAUUCAUGAAUCUCAUAAUUAUAGCAUUGGA
Messenger RNA from Halichondria panicea, 2175 nucleotides. Its product is annotated as 5-aminolevulinate synthase, erythroid-specific, mitochondrial-like. The coding region runs from base 188 to 2026 and encodes 612 amino acids. Gene Ontology annotation, cellular component: mitochondrial matrix; mitochondrion. Gene Ontology annotation, biological process: heme biosynthetic process. Gene Ontology annotation, molecular function: pyridoxal phosphate binding; 5-aminolevulinate synthase activity. The record is from RefSeq and is a predicted model, not a curated record. Lineage: Eukaryota; Metazoa; Porifera; Demospongiae; Suberitida; Halichondriidae. The transcript has 6 exons.